AUGUGGGGCAAUGGAAGGACAUUCGAAGUACAGAUAAGAAAUGAGAAAAAUGGCGGAGCAUGGUGCCCGAAGGCCCAAAUCAGCAGCGAAGUCAAAGAGUACCUCGAGGUGGACCUGCAAAAGAACCACUUGAUGACUUGGACAGAGACCCAAGGUCGUUUUGGAAAUGGCCAGGGUCAGGAGUAUGCUGAGGCCUUCCUGGUGGAAUACUGGAGGACCACUUUGAACCAAUGGGUCACCUACAAGGAUUCCAGGGGAGAGAAGGUUCUGACUGGAAACAGCAACACCUACCUAGUGGUCCGGCAAAGACUAGAGCUGCCUUUCAUCGCUAGCAAAGUGCGAUUCAUCCCCUACAGCGAACACCCUAGGACUGUAUGUAUGAGGGUGGAGCUAUAUGGAUGCCCUUCGGAACAAAAUGUGAUUAGCUAUGAAGCUCCAAGAGGAGAAGUCAGAGAACCUGAUAUAGAUCUAGAAGAUAUCAGUUACGAUGGAACACUCAGUGGAAGGAUGAUGGAAGGUGGUUUAGGACAAUUGGUAGAUGGAUUGUAUGGGGAUGAUGAUUAUCAGAAACAAUUACAGGGUGAACAUUCAGGUAUGUGA
Phaedon cochleariae (mustard beetle) is the source of this 600-nucleotide messenger RNA. The record is from the annotation of a GenBank genome assembly. Lineage: Eukaryota; Metazoa; Arthropoda; Insecta; Coleoptera; Chrysomelidae.